AUGCGAGACUCGUCUCGCAGCGGACUGCGGGUCCCCUGCUGCCUCGCAGACCAAGAGGCCUCUCGCUCGGCGACUAGAGGAUCGGAGGCGGACGCGCCGUCUAAGCCGACCUCGUCCUCGCGGCCUUCGGCCGGCUGCUGUGCCGCGACGCCCAGUUUCCAGACUCGCGCGGCGCCUUCUCUGCGUCGCGGCGGGAAAACCGAGCGGAGGAAGCAGGCGGGCGGGCGGCGACAGGAGGUGUUCCACCGCGGAUCGCGCAGCGCACAUCACGCGGGAGGCGCGGCCUCACGCACGCCGGCAAGACAAGUCAAGGCCGAAGACGACAGCGAAGUUAUGGAGGAGGCAGCUUACCGCGACGCGGAAGAGGACUCCGGACCCGACCAGCAGACAGAGGGCGACGGCGACGGAGAAGAAGACGCCGAAGGAGAUGAAGACGAAGACAGGGAGGAUGCGCCCGAGGACGAUGGCAGCGAGGGGGGUCCGGACGCAGAGAGUGAGGAGGCAGGCGACGACGACGCUGAGAUCGACUACCACGACAGCUCUUUGUUCUCCGUCUCGUCCUACGCGGAGAUGGAGGGGCUGCUGCACACUCGGCUCGUCCGCACGCUCAAUCACCACGGCUUUCGGCGGCUGACCGCGAUUCAGCACCUCGCCAUCCCCACAGUCCUCCACGGGCACGACACGCUCGUCCAGUGCUUCACAGGUUCCGGGAAGACGCUCUGCUUCGCGGUGCCGCUGCUGCAGCAGCUUCUGGCGCAGCACGAGCGCAGCGGAAAGAACUUGAAGCGCAGCGACGGCACCCGCGGCCUGCUUCUCAUGCCCACGCGCGAACUCGCCCUUCAAGCCUGCUCUCAAAUCAGCCGCCUCGCGCAGCUCUUCCCCUGGAUCGUCGUCGCCUCCAUCACAGGCGGAGAGAAGAAGCAGUCGGAGAAGCGCCGACUGCGCGCAGGCGUCUCGAUUCUGCUGUGCACGCCGGGGCGACUGCUCGAUCACCUGACCACCACGUCGUGUUUUCAGGUCUCGUGUUUGCACCUGCUCGUCCUCGACGAGGCGGACCGGCUGCUGGACAUGGGCUUCGAGGCCAAGCUGAAGAAGAUCGUCACGCUGCUUCGCGAGAAGAAAGCCGAGCAACUCGAGAUGCGCGCCAUGCGCGAAGAAGUCCUCGCGGAGCAGCGCGAGCGGGCGCACCGGGCCUCACGCGACGACGACGACGACGAGCAGGAGGAAGAAAGGCACGCCGAAGCCCGCGAGACCGCGGAAGUCGCAGCCGUCUCUCCAAAGGCGCGCGUCUCCCACGCCGCGCCGGCCUCGGGCUCCGCGGCGCGGAGUGACGAAGCGGGCUUUCAAGUCAUCAUGGCCUCUGCGACGCUCACGCCUCAGGUGCAGCGCCUGGCGGCCUUCUGCCUGCAGCAGGCGCCGCAGUGGGUGUCGCUCGACAGGUGCCAUUCCUCGCUGCGUGCGCAUCUGGAGGCGAAUCAGGCGGGCUCGCCUGCGCGCCGUGCAGACGCCGCGCCCCAUGCCGCUGCAAGCCUGUCAGCCUUCCCCUGCUGUUGCUCGCUUUCCGCGAGCAACGCGGUUUCGGCGGAGGCUGGCAAGGCCGCGAGCGAUGAGGAGACCGGCGACGAGGCCUCGGGCGCGGAGGUGCGGGGGGAGGCCACGCGCUUCCACGUUCCCUCGCAGCUGCGGCAGUAUUACCUCCAGGUGUCUUCGCCGCGGAUGCGCCUGCUCCCGCUGCUCGCGCUGCUGCUGCAGGUCGCGAAGAGCGGCCGCGGGAAGGCCGUUGUCUUCCUCUCGUGCUGCGACGCAGUCGAGUACUUCCACACGCUGCUCCAGCGCAUGCAAUGGCCAGGCCCCGUGCUGGACCGCGAGCAGAAACAGAGACAGAAGGAGCGCCUCGCACUGAUGCGCAAGCUCCAGGGCGGGAAGGGCAAGCGGCGUGCGAUUGCGCGCGCGGUUCGCGGCUUCGAGAAGGAGCAAAAGAAGAUGAAGAAGCGCAGAAAGCGACAGCAGCAGAGCGGCGACGAAGACGGCGCGGCGUACCGCGACGACGACAGCGACGAAGAGGAGGAUGAGGAGGACAGCGAGUCAGCGGACGAUGAGGCAGCAGACGAAGGCGACGACGAGUUGUGGGGCGACUACAUCCUCAGAGGCGUUUCCCUAUUCAAACUCCACGGACAGAUGGGGCGAGACGACCGCAUCGGUUACCUGAAGGAAUUCAGCGACGCGGACGGCGCCGCCGUCCUCUUCGCCACUGACGUCGCAGCUCGCGGUCUCAACUUGCCGCAUGUGAACUGGAUUGCUCAGUUCGACCUGCCGCAGCAAGUCGAGGAGUACGUCCACCGCAUUGGGCGAACGGCGAGGCUCGGGAAAGAGGGCAAUGCGCUCAUCUUUCUCCUCGACUGCGAAAAAGGCUACGUGGACUACCUCCAGAUGCGGGGAUUUUCUAACAUCCAGGAGAUGGACGAGUCUCGCAUGCUUGACACACUAUUCACGGCGCACAUGCCGGAGUAUCUGCGGCACCUGGACAAUCCUGCUUCCUUCUUGAUAAAACAGUUCUCGCUCUUCGUCGCAGAUCGGCCGUCGCUGCUUCAGACCGCUCGAAAGGCCUUCCUAGGCACUCUCAGAGCGUUUCGCUGCUUGGGAAAAGAGAUCAAGGCUGUCUGCUCGCACGCAACUCUGCACACGGGUCACUUGGCGUCGUCCUUCGGGCUGAACGAGGCGCCCCGCGAGGCUGCGAUGCGGCUGCGGUCCAACGCGCCGGCUGCCGAGUCUUCUGACGCGAAGGGCGCGUCUUCGAAGACACACGCCUUGACCUCAGGGCGGCACGAGAAGGGCGGACGAGGCGACUUCGGUAAGACUUCUUCUCGCUUCUCUUCACAGGACAAACGCAGCAAGAAGCCUGUGCCGCCCACACACGGCAAGGACAGAAAGGCGGCAGGCAGAGCGAAGGGACGCGCGGAUGAUGAGAAAAUCGAGAUAGAAGAGGUUCAGGGUGGGGUUGCGUUCGGCGCGAAGCCGAACAGGACCAAGCCAGGGAGGCAGGAGAAGGAAGGCGACAAGCACAAAUCGAAAGACUCAGAUGCGCUCCGAGCCGCCGCACGCCUGCGCGAAAAGGGAGACCUCCUCGUGUUAUCUAACAAGGACAAAAAAGAAAAACGGGGCUUCGCAUUUCCACUGGGUGCCGACAGAAAGCGCCAGCGGGAUGACGGAGAGGCAGCCGCGAGGAAGAAAAGCCGAGUGGGCGAAUUGUUUAGACGCAGAAAGACGUCCGGCUUUGCUGGCAAACCCGGCGGUGCACACAGACGCACAGAUGACAGGGGCAACCAGACGUUCGGAGGCCCUGAUAGGCGAAUGAAGCAUCUGUCUCAGAGUGAAUUUUCUGCCUAG
Molecule: messenger RNA, 3387 nt
Organism: Besnoitia besnoiti
Lineage: Eukaryota; Apicomplexa; Conoidasida; Eucoccidiorida; Sarcocystidae
Product: DEAD/DEAH box helicase domain-containing protein
Exons: 7
Coding region: 1-3387 (1128 amino acids)
Biological process (GO): ribosome biogenesis
Cellular component (GO): nucleus
Molecular function (GO): nucleic acid binding; ATP binding
Source: RefSeq, a predicted model, not a curated record